CUCGAUUACCUCCUACCAAAAUAUAAUGAGCGUGGGGCAGAGUUGUUCAAAUCCUUCGAUGCCCUCUGGACCAUAUUCAUGGCCGCCGCCGCGGAUAAGAGCACGGGUCGAAAAUACUGCAUCAUUGAUGCGCUGGAUGAAUGCGAUCGAGAAUCGCAAAAUACCCUGUUGCAACAGCUUGAACGAUCCUUUCAGAGCCAAGAUAUCUCGUCAAAUUUCCGGAUUUUGGUCACCAGUCGGCCGUAUUCCGAGAUACGCGAAUACUUAGAAGGGUUCCCGAACAAAGAUUUAGCUUCUUUCUCCGAGAGACAGCAGGACAUUGAUCUGUUCAUCAAGGAAAAAGUGGCAGACCUUGCCCAGAGAAAAAAAUACACCGACAAGGUCAAAGGGCAAGUCAGCGAUAUCCUCAGAGACAAGGCUAAAGGUACUUUCCUCUGGGUUGGCUUAUUAUUAGCCUGUGAGGAGCUCAAGGGUACCGCUUCGCAACGCGCCGUCCAAACCUUACAAAGCAUGCCCAAAGAACUUGAUUCGCUCUACAAGAAGCUUCUUGACACAGUUCUUAACCAGGAUGAGGUCAGCCACGAUGACAUCCGACGCAUCCUGAGCUGUGUGGCUGUAUGUUCGCGGCCACUGACCGUGUUGGAGCUCUCUGAAGCAUGCCGCCUGCACCAGGAUGAAGAGGGCGCUGAGACCCGGGUCCAGUUCACACGCGAGCACAUCGCGUCCUGCCGCCUAAUAGUCAUCAUUCAGGACGACAAGGUGCUCCUGCUGCAUCAGUCUGUGAAGGACUAUGUAUUUAGGGCUCUUGCUGACUAUUUCCCUGACGAGCGCGAGGCUCAUGCCAACCUUGUCUAUCGCUGCGUUGAUCUCCUUACCGACCCGGAUCAGUCGCGUAACAGCUUCUUGGAUUAUGCGAUUCGGAAUUGGCCUCAUCACGCACUCAUGGUCCAGUCGACAUUCGAGGUCGGUUCGCGAGCCGAGUUUUUCCGAAUUGAUUCUGCGCUACGUGAGCAGUGGCUACAG
Lasiosphaeria miniovina is the source of this 1023-nucleotide messenger RNA. RefSeq lists its product as uncharacterized. Lineage: Eukaryota; Fungi; Ascomycota; Sordariomycetes; Sordariales; Lasiosphaeriaceae. The transcript has a single exon. The annotation marks the transcript as partial. The record is from RefSeq and is a predicted model, not a curated record.